AUGAGGUUACAAAGACAGAUCUGGAAGCACCAGAAUGAGAUAACAUUUAACAACGACGGACCUACAGACGAACAGACAACAAAGUUAGGGUAUGGAAAGUCAAUGAACUUUCAUGUUGGAGCUCUGGAUGUCCCUCAAAGUUCCAGAAUGCAGAGAGCUUCCCCAACUGAUAAAUAUCCUGAUCCAAGUCUUAGAGAAGAAUCAGCGAUUAUUGAUCUCGGAAAGAGCGAAUCACCCGUUGUUUGGAGGUCAAAGUAG
Prunus armeniaca (apricot) is the source of this 258-nucleotide messenger RNA. NCBI's taxonomy places the organism in Eukaryota, Viridiplantae, Streptophyta, Magnoliopsida, Rosales, Rosaceae. The record is from the annotation of a GenBank genome assembly.